Poecilia latipinna (sailfin molly) is the source of this 4257-nucleotide messenger RNA. Its product is annotated as cubilin-like. Gene Ontology annotation, molecular function: calcium ion binding. The annotation marks the transcript as partial. Lineage: Eukaryota; Metazoa; Chordata; Actinopteri; Cyprinodontiformes; Poeciliidae. The record is from RefSeq and is a predicted model, not a curated record. The transcript has 26 exons.
GUUGGCAAGGAAAUGGCUACAGCUGUCAGGAUGUGGACGAAUGUUUGACAAAUAAUGGUGGCUGCUCUACUACCCCAGUGGUCCAGUGCAUGAAUACCAUGGGUUCAUUCCACUGUGGUCCUUGCCCCCCUGGUUAUGAGGGGGAUGGGAGAACAUGCACACAAAGUAAUAUCUGCUCUUCCAACAACGGAGGAUGUCAUCCUCUAGCUAUUUGCUCCUCCAGCCCAGGUUCAGCAUUCCCUUUGUGUACAUGCCCACAAGGAUACACUGGCAAUGGCUAUGGUCCGUCUGGCUGCACCCAGAUAAGCAACAUCUGUGAGACUAACAACCCUUGUGUCAAUGGACAUUGUACGAGCACCACUUCAGCAUCUGGCUACAUCUGCAACUGCAACCCUGGCUGGCAAGGAAUUCACUGUGAUCAGAAUAUCAAUGAAUGCUUGAGCAACCCCUGUCAAAAUGGAGGAACCUGCAGUGACGGCAUUAAUGGAUUCACAUGUACCUGUACUGCCCAGUGGACAGGCCCAAUCUGCCAGACCCCACAACAAGAGUGUGGAGGCCAGCUGACUGGUCCUGCUGGUUCUUUCAGUUAUCCCAACAACCCAGGUCAUGAUGAAUAUGAUCACCUGGUCAGCUGCACUUGGGUGGUCCGCACUGAUCCGAAUAAGGUUCUGCGCAUCACAUUUCCAUUCUUUCAUCUGGAGAGCAGCAACAACUGCAACUUUGACUUUCUACAGAUUCAUGAUGGGGACAAUCCCUCUGCUUACAUACUUGGAAAAUACUGUGGCCAAAAUAAUCCUCAAGAACUUUACAGCUCCCACAAUUCUUUGUACUUUUGGUUUCGUUCAGAUCAUUCUGUUAAUGCUGGUGGCUUCACAAUUGUGUGGGAGUCCAAAGACCCAGUGUGUGGUGGUGAUCUGACUGCUUCCUAUGGCAACAUAAACUCACCUGGUUACCCUGGAAACUAUCCACCAGGGCGAGACUGCUACUGGACAGUUUCUGUGGAUCCUGGCUUGCUUAUUACAUUUGCAUUUGGGACUCUUAGCAUAGAACAGCAUCCUGAUUGCAACUAUGAUUUUCUGGAGAUUCGGGAUGGCCUUCUGUCAGAAGACCCGGUUCUUGGGAAAUACUGCAAUACUGCAUCACCACCACCUCUGCAAACAACUGGGCCAGCUGCAUGGAUCCACUUUCACUCCGACUUUACAGUCUCUGACAGAGGCUUCCACAUCACAUACACAACAUCACCUAGUGAUCCUGGCUGUGGUGGUACAUUCACUGACAGUGAGGGGAUCCUAAUAUCUCCCAACUGGCCGAACAACUAUGCCCACAACCGGCAGUGUAUUUAUUUGAUCAGAUUGCCUCCAGAUGAACAGGUGGCUCUCAACUUCACUAACCUGGAGCUGGAGAAUCAUAGUGAUUGUUCUUUUGACUAUGUGGAGGUCCGUGACGGGAGGAUGGAGACUGAUCCACUGAUAGGGAAAUAUUGUGGGAGCACCCUGCCAGCUCCGAUUCGCUCGUCCUCCAACUCUCUCUGGAUCCGUUUUAAGUCUGACAGUUCAGUCAGCCGAGCUGGUUUCAGGGCUGCCUACAGUGUUGCUUGUGGAGGUACCCUUUCUGGAACUGGAGAGUUCCGGUCUCCAUACUACCCAAAUCCCUAUCCCCACAACAAAGUCUGUGAGUGGGUCAUCAACCAACAAGAGGGCUACGUGGUCACAUUGAAUUUCCUGUCGUUUGAUGUUGAAGGAGGCUCCUGCAGGUUUGACUUUGUUGAGGUCAGGGAUGGACCCUCACCUAGCUCUCCCCUCCUGGGGAAAUUUUGUGGUGACGAGAUUCCUCCCAGGCUCCAGUCAACACAGAAAUCUAUGUACAUCCAGUUCAGCACAGACUCCUCUGUCAACAACCAUGGCUUUGAAGCAGCAUAUGACUCUGCCAUUGAGGGCUGUGGAGAUACUUUGACAAGUCCUUCAGGCACCAUUACCAGCCCUGGUCACCCAACAAACUAUCCACAUGGUGCCAAUUGUACCUGGUACAUUAGUGUUUUACCAGGGAACCUAAUUCGGCUGUUGUUUGACUCAUUCAACCUGGAGUACCAUACUAACUGUAACUAUGACUAUCUUGAAGUUUAUGAUGGGACUGGAACAACUGGGAACAAGACUGGCAGGUACUGUGGGCGCUCAGUACCUCCAUCUAUAACAAGUGCUGACAACCAAAUGACCCUUCUGUUUGUGACUGAUUCAAGUUUAUCGGGGGAAGGGUUCUCUGCCAGUUAUGUGUCCAUCAAUGCUAGUACAGACUGUGGUGAGAGCUUUACCUCUCCAACUGGAACCUUCACCUCUCCAAGCUAUCCUAACAGCUAUCCCAACAGCCGAGACUGCACCUUCAAGAUCAUUGUUGAGCUCAACAUGCAGAUUCUGUUGAACUUCACCAGCUUUGAGUUGGAGGGCACUCCUCCUUUUUGCAGCUUUGACUUUGUGGAAAUCAGGGAUGGGGGCUAUGAGACGUCUCCCCUGAUUGGUAAGUUCUGUGGCAGUCAGAGACCUCCAGUUGUGGUGUCACAUAGCAAUCGUUUAUGGAUUAGAUUCCACUCUGAUCCCUCAAUCACAAGUCAUGGAUUCAUUGCGCACUGGGAUGGAACACAGACAGGUUGUGGAGGAACAUUGACAACUGCCUCUGGAGGAUUGUCUUCUCCCAAUUAUCCUUUACCGUAUCAUCCCAAUGCUGAGUGCUACUGGAACAUUAGGACCAGUCAGGGCAGCCAGGUCCAACUGUCUUUUUCAGGUUUCCACCUGGAAUCCAGCUCAUCCUGUUCUUAUGAUUACCUAGCUGUACAUGAUGGAAACAGCAGCACUGCUCCAGAACUGGCCAAGUUGUGUGGCACUGAGCUACCAAGGCCGAUCAACUCUUCCAGCAAUCAACUGUACAUCAAACUCCGCACAGACAGCAGUGUGAACACUGGCGGCUUCAUUGCAUUUUAUAACACCAAGUGUCACAACAUAAUUAUCUCACAUCAACACCAAGGAGUAAUCGAGUCGCUGAACUUUCCUAACAACUACCCAGGCAACAGUCUGUGCAGCUGGACCGUCCAGGCUAGCAGUGGAAACACGAUUAACUACACCUUCACCGCAUUUCAGUUAGAAGACACUUACAACUGUAACUUCGACUACAUAAAGCUCUAUAAUGGCCCUAAUGAGCAAGCUCCUCUGAUUGGUGCAUUCUGUGGGAAUACACCACCUCCAGCUAACAGCACUACAAGCUCCGCCCUCACCCUGGUGUUUAGAACAGACUCCUCCAUAUCCAUGCCUGGAUUUCAGAUGAUGUGGUAUCAGAAUGGUUGCGGAGGGGAUGUUGGUGGGCCCAAUGGCUCCAUUAGCAGCCCGGGCUAUCCAAACAAGUAUCCUGACAACAGAGAGUGCAUCUGGUAUAUCACCACAACACCUGGAAGCAGCAUUACUUUGACUAUCCAUGAGUUUGAUGUGGAGUUCCAUGAUAACUGCAACUAUGAUGUACUAGAAGUGUAUGGAGGCCCAGACUUACAGGCGCCCAGGUUGGCCAGGCUUUGCAGCACUACUUCCAACCCAAUGCAAGUCUCUAGCACAGGAAACCAGAUCACAGUGCGCUUUAAAUCUGAUGCCUAUGUCAGUGGUCGAGGAUUCAAUGCAAGCUGGACAGAACUCCAGGGAGGGUGUGGAGGGCCAGUCACUGCUCCUUCAGGGGAGAUCCAUUCACCCCUGUACCCAGCCAGCUAUCCCAACAAUGUGGACUGCUCAUGGAUGAUCAGUGUGGAUGCCAGUCACCGCAUCUUGUUAAACUUCACCGACCUGGAUAUUGAAAAUCACAGCAACUGUUCCUUUGAUUAUGUCACUGUCCAUGAUGGUCCGAGCAUAUUAUUUCCUCUGCUUGCCCAUGUGUGUGGGUCCAGCCCACCUCCUUCCAUCACCUCCACCCAGAACACCAUCUAUGUCCGCUUUAGAUCAGACUCUAGUCAAAAUCAUCGAGGCUUCAGUGCUAGAUUCUCUGAAGCUUGUGGAGCAACCAUUAUAACAGACAAUAAUGGUGGGGCAAUUUCAUCACCAAGGUACCCUGCAAAAUAUCCACCAAAUCAGAACUGCAGCUGGAUCAUCAAAGCACAGGAACCAUUCAACCAUGUGACCCUGUCCUUCACUGACUUUGAGUUGGAGAAGAUAAACUCUAAUUGCUCACACGACGCUGUAGAAAUACUUGAUGGAGACAAUUACCAAGCUCCCUCUAUAGGUGGGUAUG